CUGCAGCUGUCUUUUUGUGUCUACAUUUUCCAGCCGAAGACUCAGAAGCCAAAAGAGAAAGUUGUUCAUCCGUACAGCAGGAAGGCUGCAUACCUGGCAAGAGAGGAAAUAAGACUUAAAAAGAAAGACAGGCAGAAGACUGAGAAAGCAACCCGACUCAGCAACAUUGGUGAGAAGCUGUUGUGGUUUCAGAAUGAGUUGGAUCCAACAAGGACUAAUUACAUGCGGAAGGAUGCCUGCGCCGUUAUUGAAAGCUACCUCCACAGAUUUGAUGCAGAACUUGAGCAGAUUGAGUUGAUGAAUGGGAUCAAGGGUCGGCAAGGACGUCUCCACGGCGCCAGAGAGGCUGUCAUCAAACAGACGAUAGAGAGAGAGCGGAUGCAGUACGAGAGUGUGGGCUUAGAGAUCCCAGAUAUCAUCAAUGCAAAGCAUCUGAAGACAUUCAGGUCAGUUUCAAACUCUGCACUCGGUGUGUGA
Molecule: messenger RNA, 477 nt
Organism: Menidia menidia (Atlantic silverside)
Lineage: Eukaryota; Metazoa; Chordata; Actinopteri; Atheriniformes; Atherinopsidae
Source: the annotation of a GenBank genome assembly